UAGGCACCCACGAAAAUGGUUCGAGGGCCUUCAUUUGCGACCACCAUCCUUGUGAUCCUACUGGCCUGGAGUGGCUAUAAUCCCACCACAGCCAUUCGCCUGGCGCAGCUCAGUGACCAGCAGCUGGAGUGGUUUUCAAAGGCGAGAGGAGCAGGAUCUAACUUCCAGAACCGUGUGAUCGAUGGCGAGGAUGCGGAGUUGGGCGAGGCCAAGUACCAAAUAUCGCUGCAGGGCAUGUACGGCGGUCACAUUUGCGGCGGAGCCAUCAUCGACGAACGCCAUGUCGUGACGGCGGCCCACUGCGUCUAUGGUUAUAAUCCCACGUACCUGCGAGUGAUCACAGGAACUGUGCGAUAUGCCGUGCCGGGUGCCACUUAUUUCGUGGAGGAGCACUGGAUACACUGCAACUACAAUAGUCCGUCGUACCACAACGAUAUUGCCUUGAUCCGUCUGAACGAUACGAUUAAGUUCGAUGAGUACACUCAGCCGGCUGAGCUGCCCACUGCCCCACUGGCCAAUGGGACGCAACUGCUCCUCACGGGCUGGGGUUCCACGGAACUCUGGGGCGAAACCCCCGAUGUCCUGCAGAAGGCGUAUCUUACGCAUGUGGACUACCCGACGUGCCAGGGGAUAUUGAACAACGAUCCGUUUAACGGGCCUUGCCAUAUCUGCACUUUGACGAUCGGAGGACAGGGAGCUUGUCACGGCGACUCCGGCGGUCCGCUGACCUACAAUGGAGUGCUCUACGGUCUGGUCAAUUGGGGCCACCCCUGCGCCAUUGGUGUCCCGGACAGCCACGCCUAUGUGUACUAUUACCUGGAAUGGAUCAGGAGUAUGAUAUCGGGGCCCUGCAGCAUCUGUUACUGCUACGCCAGCAACUAUCCCAGCCUGUGAUCAAAAAAGGAAUACUUUGCAUCGAGUAAGUUGCUAGGUCACGACAACAAUACCAUGUGUUCUACCAAUUAAAAAUGCCUAGGUAAGGUGAUAACUUAACUAAUUUCUCAAUAACAAUGUACAAGUUAUUGUCCAAAUAAAGGUGAACUAAAUAAUUUUUAAAA
Drosophila rhopaloa is the source of this 1058-nucleotide messenger RNA. Its product is annotated as chymotrypsin-2. The transcript has a single exon. The record is from RefSeq and is a predicted model, not a curated record. Gene Ontology annotation, molecular function: serine-type endopeptidase activity. Bases 16 to 894 code for a protein of 292 amino acids. Gene Ontology annotation, biological process: proteolysis. Lineage: Eukaryota; Metazoa; Arthropoda; Insecta; Diptera; Drosophilidae.